GGUCAUAUGAUGGGUCUGUCUCCCUGGUGGAGCGCUUUUCCGAGUUUUCCAUAUAACCGCUGCUUCCUCCCCAUUCGUCUCUAACUAUCUUCUUGGUUAUCUCCACCACAGUUCACCUCUGCCACUUGUGUCUCAGUGUCUUCCCCAACCUCUCCUCAUCAGCGACCACAUUUAGGGUGAUGACGUCCUACAAACCACAAACAAAUCUGUGGCUCGAACGAUCUCGCCUCAAUGGAAUGGUGUUAGGGGGUGUAUCCUACGGCGUAUUCUUUCUCCUUACAGUACAGUCCUGGAUUGCUCUCAUGCAGCAGCCUCAAUAUGGGGGAACAAUUCCAAGUCAUCGUCGCGUGCUUCUUUUCUACGUCUUUAUCACGUUCGUAUGUGGGACAAUAAGUUUUGCUGCGAACGCAAGAUACACGGAGAUGAUUUGGAUAGAUCUUCGUAAUGCGCCUGGUGGUCCACUCGCGCUAAUCGAGAACGAAAUGAACAAUCGUCUAAAUAUUCUGGCGCUUUCCUCUGGUCACAUCCAGGAGUGGUUUAUGCAAGCUCUGCUGCUUUACCGAUGUUUCGUGAUAUGGAAUUGGGCAAGAUGGGUGAUGAUGCCGAUGAUCACACUUUAUGUUGCCAUGAUCGGUGAAGUUCUUCAUUUAUCAAGCGACAGAGUAACUGACAUCUUGAGCAGCAUUGUCUGUUAUCGUCCAGGUGGAGGCGAGCGCCGGUACCGUAUUUUAUAAUAUUAACAUCGAGCUUGCCUACCUCUGCAUCCAAGUGGGGCUCACCGUGAUUUAUACCAUUCUCGU
Molecule: messenger RNA, 800 nt
Organism: Suillus paluster
Lineage: Eukaryota; Fungi; Basidiomycota; Agaricomycetes; Boletales; Suillaceae
Exons: 4
Coding region: 180-734 (184 amino acids)
Source: RefSeq, a predicted model, not a curated record